UGCGCCGCCCCUUCCUUGCAAGGCUCAUGAGCAGCUCGAAGCAGCACGAGGACGAAAUCCAGGAGAGGAAGGAGGAGCUGUAUGAUCUGAUAUCUCUGACGGAGAAUUAUCCCCUUACUGACUAUCACAACAGGCUCCUGCUCCGGGAACUUUCUGCACAAGUCGUGCCUAGACCAGCUGACCCUAAAUGGCGCUUCAUGCGUGCAGCAAAACGUUUUAACAAUGUGAUAAGGUCAGUUGGGAUUGCCGUUGGCUUGGUUAUAGGUGGUGCUUCUGUUAAAGUGCUGCUCAGCUUGGAGGAGUUCUCACAGCGGAUUCUCAAGGAACAUAAAGAGGAGAAGAAGGCUGGGAAGGAGAAGCGGGUGGUUUUUUCUUGAGGGAGAACCAAGGAUGGCAGAUGUCAACCUGUUUCCCAGCACUAUGUUAUUGUAACUAUGGUACUUUUUAUG
Lolium rigidum is the source of this 449-nucleotide messenger RNA. RefSeq lists its product as uncharacterized. The transcript is spliced from 3 exons. The coding region runs from base 27 to 377 and encodes 116 amino acids. Lineage: Eukaryota; Viridiplantae; Streptophyta; Magnoliopsida; Poales; Poaceae. The record is from RefSeq and is a predicted model, not a curated record.